This is a messenger RNA of Moneuplotes crassus, 929 nucleotides long. The record is from the annotation of a GenBank genome assembly. Lineage: Eukaryota; Ciliophora; Spirotrichea; Euplotida; Euplotidae.
GGACACUUAUAAAAUAAAUUUAUUAUCAAUGUCAAAGGACGCCAAGCCAAAGGUAUCUCCAUUCAUGAACGCAAUUAUUGGAGGAAUUACUGGAGCUAUUGAGAUCUCAAUCACUUACCCAACCGAGUACACUAAGACUGUCAUGCAAUUGUACCCAGAAAUGAACAAAAAGGGAGCAAUCGCCGUUGUCAAAGAGAACAUGGCUAAAGGAGGAUAUUUCAGACUCUAUAAAGGAUAUUCCGCACUUCUCUUGUUCUCAGUGCCAAAGAACUAUGUCAGAUUUGGUGCAUUCUCAUAUGCCAGAACUCACUUCUUCCCAGAUACCAAAAAGAAGUUGCAUACUUUCGCAUGUGGUCUCCUAGCAGGAGCUUCUGAAGCUUUGUUUGUGGUUACUCCUCAGGAGACCCUCAAGACUAAGCUGAUCCACGAUAUGCUCAGUGAAAAUCCAAAGUAUAGAAACGUGUUCCACGGUAUCUACAGUAUUGCCAAGACUCAAGGAUUCUGGGGAGUCUAUGCUGGACCCUUGGCCACUGUCUUCAAGCAAUCAACCAAUCAAGGAGUGAGGUUUGUGGUCUUCGAGGACGCACAAAAAGUCAUGAACAACAUUAUCCCAAUCAAAGUAGUUGCAGACUUGACUGCAGGAGCCAUUGCCGGAACUGCCAGUGUUUUGGUAAACAACCCAAUCGACGUUAUCAAGACCAAUCUCCAAGGACUUGAGGCUCAUAAAUACAAAGGAUUAAUGGACUGCUUCGGUCAAAUCAUGCAAAAGGAAGGACCAAUGGGAUUCUACAAAGGUGUUGGACCAAGAUUAGCCAGAGUCACUCUCGAUGUCGGUCUCACAUUCGCCAUCUUCAAUUCUUUGAAGAGAAAGCUCAUCCAGCUGGUAUCUAAGGAGUAAGCAGGGACACUAUUAGUUCAUUAAUGGCCUU